AUGGAGUCGCUGCGCGUCCAGCGGCUGCAGCCGGGCGUCGGGGGCGCGCUGCGCUCGCUGCGGCCCGGCGUGACGGCGGGCGCCGCCCUGGCCGCCUCGGCCCCGCCGCCGCCGCUGCCGCCGCCCCCGCCGCCGCUCGGGCUGACGCUGACCCUGGGGCCGCCGCCGCCCCCGCCGCCCCUGCCGCCCCUGCUCCUGCCCGGCGUCACGGCCGCCGCCGCCGCCGCCGCCGCCGUGGCCUCGGGAGCCGGCGCGGCCGGGCCGCCCGCCGUGCUGAGGGAGGCCGUCGAGGCCGUGGUCCGCAGCUUCGCCAAGCACACGCAGGGAUACGGCCGCGUCAACGUUGUGGAAGCUCUUCAGGAAUUCUGGCAAAUGAAGCAAUCCCGUGGCGCUGAUCUGAAAAACGGUGCUCUGGUGGUCUACGAGAUGGUCCCGUCCAACAGCCCUCCUUACGUCUGCUAUGUCACGUUGCCAGGGGGGAGCUGUUUUGGCAGUUUCCAGUUUUGUCCGACAAAAGCAGAAGCCAGAAGGAGCGCAGCGAAAAUUGCGCUGAUGAAUUCUGUGUUCAAUGAGCAUCCAUCCCGCAGGAUCACAGACGAGUUUAUUGAAAAGAGCGUCUCGGAGGCGUUGGCAUCUUUCAACGGCAACAGAGAAGAAGCAGAUAAUCCAAGCACAGGCAUCGGUGCUUUCCGCUUCAUGUUGGAGUCCAACAAAGGGAAGUCCAUGUUAGAGUUCCAGGAGCUGAUGACCGUAUUCCAGCUGCUGCAUUGGAACGGCAGCCUCAAAGCCAUGCGAGAGAGGCAGUGCUCUCGACAGGAGGUGCUGGCUCACUACUCCCACCGGGCUCUGGAUGACGACAUUAGGAACCAGAUGGCGAUGGACUGGGUGAAUCGGGAGCAAAACAUCCCAGGGGCCCUUUCCAGGGAGCUGGCCUUGACGGAGCGAGAACUGGAUGAGGCCCGGCUGGCUGGGAAGGAGCUCAGGUUCCACAAGGAGAAGAAAGACAUCCUGAUGUUGGCAGCCGGCCAGCUAGGGAACCUGCACUCUUCCAACUGUUAGGAGCUGCAAACAAGUGGCUCUAUUUCUCGUUCCAUUCCUUGCUCUUUCUCCCCACCCCCCCUCUUCACAACUUACCUGCUAAAGGGAUCUGACCUAGUGCUGUUACAAAUUUGACGGGGAGGGGGCAAAAUAUUCAACCAAAUCCUCCUAAUUUCCUUCCAGUUUUUUCUUGCCUUCUCAGCGGUGGGACAUUUUUGGAUUGUGGAGGUUUUCGUCUGAUCGGUUUGUAAAGUGGCAAAAGAACAACCUUCCUCACCUCGCCUCCUCCCCCAGCCCCCCUCCCCUCCCCAGCACUUUUGAGAUUUACGUAUCUUUCGAUCAGAGAGCAAAACAAACAUUUCAGAUUCUGAAUUUUGACAUUUUGCAAGAUGUCGAGUUCAGAAUUCGGCUUCAGUGCUAAUCUGAACCACGUCACUUAAGAGUGUGCACAGAUGCUUCCUUUUCCAGAAUAGGGGGCCCAUUUGCACAUUUUAAAAACGUCUUUGUUAAACAUUUCUGUAUAGACUUUUAUACUUGGAUCUCCUCGGUUAUCUUUUUCCUCUCUGCCGGAGGGUUUUUUUGUAGAGCACAUUUUAAAUGUAGCCUUUUCAGUGUUAAAUAGACUAACACGUACUCACUUAGAUCUCAAUUUUACCCAGGUACUGUACAGUCAGCAGUAUUAAGCGGAAAUGUCGCAUUGCCAGGAAAAUCCCAGCGUUUGUCACGGAUAAUAAUGCACAGCUCUGUGUUCGGUCAGGUGUGUAGAACCUCAGGCCUUCCUGGAAUCACAAUUUGGUUUCCCCGCUUUUCCUCCCCCAUUCUAAGAGGUCGAAAUGCCUUUCAUGAGGCCCAGUAACUUGCAAUAAGAGCUUUAAGCUACAAUCUGCUGGUAUUUUGGCCCCUUUGCCUUUGACUCUGCCCGAUCCUGGAAUGCGGACCCUGGGAGCUUCUCUGGUAUGGAAUUUGGCUCUCCGGCUGGAAGAGGUUCUGCACGCCUGCGUUAGGCAAACGUAUCUCCGCUGUUUACAUUCUUUGAUAUACUCUGCCUCCCAUCACCCCCGAAAAAGCACAGCGCUUAAAUCACUGCUUUCCGCUAUUCUCCAAGGGUUUAACCGAGUUAGGUCGUGCUUCCGCAUUCAGGGCAUCCUGGGGUGUUAUUGCCAAAUCCCACUCAGCGGAACCAACAAAAGGACCUCGCCGGGUUUGGACGUCACGAUAAACCACAGACGUUCAAAAUGGCCACCAGCACACACUGCAGCCCACCGUGGCUUAAAUACGCUGGGGCAGUCGUGCGAACCGGCCCAGUGUAUCUGCUUCUUCCUAACCUCUUUAUUUGCACCACCCAGUUGCUUCCCUGGUGGUGAGGUGCUUAGAGGAAUUAUCCUGGCUCUAGAGAAGAUGGAGUUCAUCUUAUGAUUAAGCUUAACGGGGAGCCUCUUGCACAGGAUGGAGAAGUUGUUAGACUUAUUAUUUCUAAAGGGCUCAGCUUCUUUGGGUGCCUUUCCACCUGAAUUGUCCCCGUUUCCAUACCAGCCCCAUCUGGCAUGGCUUGUGGAAGCCAUAGGCAAGGAAUCCACCACCCCUCGCUACUGAUCUGGUUUGUCUAUCAUGGCAGCAAAUUGUGGGUAAUUUAACUCAUGAAUUGCCGGGGAUGCACACUGGCUGUGAACCACUUCCAUCUUCUGCAAACAACCUCCCAUUGGAGGUUUGUAGUUCGGUUUACGUUCUAAACAGCACAUUGGUCCAUGUUUGCACAUUAUGCUGACAACCUCCGAUCAGAGGCUGUUUACAGAAACCGGGCAUCGUGCGCGAUGCACUUCCCUGCAAAUUUGCGGGGCUAUUAACCCAUACUAUGCCGCCAUGAUGUGCAAACUGCCCCACUGAA
Messenger RNA from Elgaria multicarinata webbii, 2923 nucleotides. It is a transcript of the gene LIX1L, whose product is annotated as limb and CNS expressed 1 like. Gene Ontology annotation, biological process: autophagosome maturation. The record is from RefSeq and is a predicted model, not a curated record. Gene Ontology annotation, cellular component: cytoplasm. The transcript has 6 exons. The coding region runs from base 1 to 1059 and encodes 352 amino acids. Lineage: Eukaryota; Metazoa; Chordata; Lepidosauria; Squamata; Anguidae.